CAUGGUGAUGUUGUAAUAGUAGGCUUGAAAACUCGCCCCAUUAUUAGCAUAUGGACGAGUGGUACAAGGUAUCACAUAUCCUUAUUUGGUGGAACUCUGCCAUAUGUGAGGCUCUAUACCUCAUUAUUCGACGAUACAUUCAGAUCACCAGUGAUGUUAGGAUGGUGCUUCAACAGUUGGUUUCUGGUGUGACACACGGUGCUACAGGUGGAGCGAUCUUGUGUGAAGUGCAUUCUCUUCUACAACACUUAUCUAUUGUAUGUUUUGUGUAGACACCUCGAGAAUCAAAUCAAACCGCCCCAUUUAUCUGACUUACCCGCAAUGAUAUAGUGAAAAAAAAAAAAAAAAGAGAGAGAGAGAGAGAGAGCCAACCUUCCUGUCUCGACUCUCGGGUCUCCAAUUUCCUUGAACAGAGGUUGAACCAAGACCAGGCGGGCAGGUUCUCUGUUUGAGCCCUCAGUUCUCAUCUGAUUCAAUCGCUCUCCGUCUCUCUCUAUACCGUGUGUCGGUUGCUGAGAAAGGAAAAGAGAGAAUGGGGAUCCGGUUCAUUUUGAUGGUGAACAAGCAAGGCCAGACUCGUCUUGCCCAGUACUACGAAUGGCUCACUCUCGAGGAACGCCGAGCCCUAGAAGGCGAAAUCGUCCGUAAGUGCCUCGCCCGCAACGAGCAGCAGUGCUCGUUCGUUGAGCAUCGCAAUUACAAGAUCGUGUACAGGAGAUACGCAUCCCUGUUUUUCCUGGUUGGAGUUGACAAUGACGAAAAUGAGCUCGCGAUUCUGGAAUUCAUACAUCUCUUAGUUGAAACCAUGGACCGUCAUUUUGGCAAUGUGUGUGAGCUAGACAUAAUGUUCCAUUUAGAGAAAGCCCAUUUCAUGCUGGAGGAGAUGGUCAUGAAUGGUUGCAUUGUCGAGACAAGCAAAUCCAACAUCCUCAGCCCCAUUCAGUUGAUGGAGAAAACAUCCUAGGCAAGAACUGAUUCUUGAUUUUGCACUCAUUGCCUUAUAUCUCUCGCUCAGGUUUUAUCGCUCGCUUUUCGUAUUUUUAUGUUGGUAGAGAGCCCCAAGAACUUCAUGUCAUCAGUCAAAGCUCUCUGCUUACAACACAGAAUGUUUAUGAAAGAUGAACAAUGUAUAAUUGUAACUUGUCUUAGUUGAAUAGAUAACUACGAUACGUUUUCUUUGCGUAUCAACUCUCCUGCUCUGCAGUUUGGCAUCGUGUUCUUAUUUACUGUUUUUUGUUUCCGUCUUUGAUAAAUGUGUACUGAUCUA
Molecule: messenger RNA, 1267 nt
Organism: Linum trigynum
Lineage: Eukaryota; Viridiplantae; Streptophyta; Magnoliopsida; Malpighiales; Linaceae
Source: the annotation of a GenBank genome assembly